Molecule: messenger RNA, 477 nt
Organism: Helobdella robusta
Lineage: Eukaryota; Metazoa; Annelida; Clitellata; Rhynchobdellida; Glossiphoniidae
Exons: 3
Coding region: 1-477 (158 amino acids)
Source: RefSeq, a predicted model, not a curated record
AUGGUUGAUCCUGUUGUUAAUGCUAAUAAGUGGCCACCAACAACCUGUGCAGCAAGCUCAGUUGUACCUGUAGGUAUGGUCAACCAAUCGAAUCAACCGUCUUCACCUGGAACCAAUGUUGAUGAUUUGAAGCACAUCAGGGAAAGUGACGUAGACAGCAGUUAUGCAACAUCAGCCACAGUGUCAACAACGUCCAUUGCCACGGUAACUUCAGCAACAGUAACAGCAACUUCUACUACAACUUCCACUACCUCAUCGUCCGCAGACAAAGCAAAAAGACGGGACAAAUCAAAACCAAAAAAGGUUCGUCGCUCAGAUCCUCGGCUGGCCUUACCAAACUUGACAAUUCAAAGCAUCGAGUCAGAUGGGGAUGUGAUUCACUGUCAACUGGAGACAAGCAAGCAGUCAAUGGUCUCGUUCAAAUUUAGCAGGGAUGUUGAUUUGCCAGAAGAUAUUGCUGAAAAUUUGGUUAGUUGA